AUCCUGCUGACCACGGCGGGGAACUUCCUCCUCAUCCUCCUCAUCAUCACUCAGCGCUCCCUCCGCAACACCUCCAACUACUUCCUGGUGUCCCUGUUCAUGUCGGACCUGAUGGUGGGGCUGGUGGUGAUGCCCCCAGCCAUGCUCAACCAGCUCUACGGGCGCUGGGUGCUGCGGGGGGACUUCUGCUCCCUCUGGGCCUCCUUCGAUGUCAUGUGCUGCAGUGCCUCUAUCCUCAACCUCUGCAUCAUCAGCCUGGACCGGUACCUGCUCAUCAUCUCCCCGCUCAAGUACAAGCUGCGUAUGACCUCCUGCAGGGCCCUCUGGCUCAUCCUGGCUACCUGGACCGUGGCUGCGCUGGCCUCCUUCCUGCCCAUCAAGAUGGGAUGGCACAAGCUGGAGUUUGAGGAGCUCUCCCUGAACGUCACCUUGCGGGGGGAUGAUGAGCAG
This is a messenger RNA of Neopelma chrysocephalum (saffron-crested tyrant-manakin), 450 nucleotides long. Its product is annotated as 5-hydroxytryptamine receptor 6-like. Gene Ontology annotation, molecular function: neurotransmitter receptor activity; G protein-coupled serotonin receptor activity. Gene Ontology annotation, biological process: chemical synaptic transmission; G protein-coupled receptor signaling pathway, coupled to cyclic nucleotide second messenger. Gene Ontology annotation, cellular component: membrane; dendrite. The annotation marks the transcript as partial. The record is from RefSeq and is a predicted model, not a curated record. Lineage: Eukaryota; Metazoa; Chordata; Aves; Passeriformes; Pipridae. The transcript has a single exon.